This is a messenger RNA of Akanthomyces muscarius, 366 nucleotides long. RefSeq lists its product as uncharacterized. NCBI's taxonomy places the organism in Eukaryota, Fungi, Ascomycota, Sordariomycetes, Hypocreales, Cordycipitaceae. Bases 1 to 366 code for a protein of 121 amino acids. The record is from RefSeq and is a predicted model, not a curated record. The transcript has 3 exons.
AUGAAAAUAAACAACAGUCCGUUGCGUGGUCUCCUCGAGCGACGUGAGGACGGCGUCAUAGGGCUGCACUCGCUGCACUGGUCUCUCGCAGGCGUCGGUGUGCUCUUGGCGACGAUACCUUUCCUUCUUCAGAGACGAGAUUUAGUUCCACGUACCAUACAGCCCGAGAGUCUCCAAGGGGGAAAAUUACCCUUUCUAUACAGCGCUUCUACUAUCCAUCUUGCAGUCGACAUGGUCCGUGUGCAAGUGGAAUGGACGACUUGUGUCAUGCCGCUACUCUCCACUGGUCGAAUGUGCGGUACUCUUAUGCAAUUUCCUUCUUCAUGCAGAAGGGCGUCAAAUCUCAGGCCCGAGAACCUGAUAUAG